Megalops cyprinoides (Indo-Pacific tarpon) is the source of this 2805-nucleotide messenger RNA. It is a transcript of the gene gltpa, whose product is annotated as glycolipid transfer protein a. The record is from RefSeq and is a predicted model, not a curated record. Gene Ontology annotation, molecular function: ceramide 1-phosphate binding; ceramide 1-phosphate transfer activity. Bases 110 to 739 code for a protein of 209 amino acids. Gene Ontology annotation, biological process: intermembrane lipid transfer; ceramide transport. Gene Ontology annotation, cellular component: cytoplasm; membrane; cytosol. The transcript has 5 exons. Lineage: Eukaryota; Metazoa; Chordata; Actinopteri; Elopiformes; Megalopidae.
AGAGGUCCGCAGGCAGUUCCGGGUUCUCACCAAAUCUUUAGAUAAUUUUCGUUGGUUUGCUAGAUUUUUAGCGGUAGUUGGAGUAAUCUCUCCUCGGAUUUUGUGAGCCAUGGCGCUUCUAAUGGAGCACCAGUUUAAACAGCUCCCAGCUGAUAAGCAAGUGGAGACCAGGUCCUUUUUGGAGUCGGUGUCUUAUCUUCCGCCAUUCUUUGACUGCCUUGGAUCCACGGUUUUUGCUCCAAUCAAAGCGGACAUCGCUGGAAACAUCACAAAAAUCAAGGCGGUUUAUGACAGCAACCCUUCCAGGUUCAAGACCCUGCAGCAGAUCCUGGAGGCCGAGAAGGAGAUGCACGGGUCAGAGUGGCCCAAAGUUGGAGCCACCCUGGCGCUCAUGUGGCUGAAAAGGGGUCUUCGGUUCAUCCAGGUGCUGCUGCAAAGUCUUGUGGAUGGUGAGAGAGACGAGAACAAUCCCAAUCUCAUCCGUGUCAACGUCACCAAAGCCUAUGAGCUGGCACUAAAGAAGUACCAUGGCUGGCUGGUCCAAAAGCUCUUCAAGGCGGCACUGUUUGCAGCCCCCUACAGAUCAGACUUUCUGAAGGCCUUGUCCAAAGGGCGGGAGGUCAAGGAGGAGGACUGCUUGGAGAAGGUCCGUCAGUUUCUGGUCAAUUUCACAUCCACAGUGGACGCCAUCUAUGACAUGUACACCAAAAUGAAUGCUGAGCUGGACUACACUGUGUGACCCUUCCUCUGGUCCUCACGCUCUGCCCUGUUGUUGGACCAACACCCUAACCUCCCCCACCCCCUUUUUUUAGUUUGCGUCUCAUGGUUUCCCUCAGGUUGUGUGCCAUCCCGCUUCUGGAGGUCCUACAUGACCCAGUUCUGUUGCGUUGAUGGCACACGUGUCUGUACUCUGCUGUUUGUUUACUUGAGUGCCUUGGCUUGAAUCUUCCCGUCACAUCGUUGGUACGUGUCCUCAAUGCACUCUUGCAGUAUGAAGCCUGUUGUAAUUAGUCUUUGCCCACGUACACAUCAGCACUGUAGAGGCCCCAGACCUCUAACAUUUUGGGAAUUAUGCAGUUUAGUGUGGUCCCGGUCUUCAGGACAGGAAGACAUUGCAACUGGAACUCUGCGGGUGUUUUGCUUUUUCUUUUUUUAGAACUACUUGUUGAAGUAGAUCUUCACAGAUGCCUUUGUUUUUUUUUUUUUUAAUCCAUACCAAAAAUAUUUCAUCACCAAAAUGUAAUUUAUGCUUGCAUUCACGGUUAAUGCAUGCUUUAAAUCCAUUUACCACCAGAAAUGUUUAUUUUUAUUUAUUAAUUUCUUCAUUUUGUGGGAUUUAAUUAAACCUUGUGUGUAUUAACAGAAAUUACUUGAAACUACUUUCACACACUUUUCAAAAUCCUGUAUUGAAACCAGCUGGGUUUUGUCCAGGAAUGGUGGUCCCUUUCUGCCUGAGUAAGUAAUAUCAGCCUGUCUUGUAGCAUGGCUACAGAUUAAGGGGAUGAAUAGCACAUGACUGAAAUAUUUCAGUUGUUUCUUUAAUUUGCAAAGGGGAUGCUGACUUACAAAUAGAUAAAUGGUACGACUCCUGGAAUGUUUGGUGAGAGGAGAUCACAGGAGAUGCAAGUUUUGAAUCACUGGUUGUUUAACAUUGACUGUAACUUAUCUCACAUUUCAAAUGUGUUUUAGUGUAAUGGAACUGUCAGUUCUAAUCCUGACUGCAGACUAAUUCUUAAUCGUGUGACCUGCUUUCAAACAUGGCAUAGGAAUACCAAAGAUGUUGGUCUCUGGCAAGGUACAACAAAAAGUUGGAAUACAGGUUCUGAGUGAGUUCAGUGGCUUUGUCAUCAUGGACUCAAAAGCCCUAUCCUAAAGAAAUGUUGACUAAUACAGUGUCAAUUCAGGAAAAUUAUUCAGGGCUUCAUGAAAUUAAUGAAUUGUGAGAAUUUGUCUUUUGGUGGCAAUUUCUAAUUAUAUAUGUGCAGUUAACUUAGCCUAGAUAGGAAUAUGUUUUAAAUAGUAUCACAGAAUUCCAGCCUUUUUCAUUAACAAAAAAUGUGACAAGCUUUUUUUAAACUAUACGGUAAUGUACUUUAUUUUUCUUAGACAAGAUGUGGAAUGCUUAAAAAUCAGAUAAGCAGAUCUUAAGAAGUGAUCUCUUCAUGUUGUAGGAUAUUUUCAUGUGAGUGGGAAUAUUUUAACAUUUUCUAUGCAGAUAAAGCUGACAUUGCCUUCAGCCUAUGACACCGAAGUGCAUAUUUACACUAUCUUUGUGGUGAGUUUACAUGGCGUUUGCUUCCUGAAUAGUGCAAAACAAAUAGAAUCUUAAUGUUAAGAUUAUUCUUUUACUCCUCACUCUGAAUCAUACAAUGCUGUGCCCACUGUCAGAACCUCUGUCUGAGACUUUCAGAGUAAGGAAGUAUCUUAAUUAUGAUUCCUAAGGUUGUUUAUAUCAGUGUAUUUUAAUGUGGAUGAAAAUAUUGGGCAAUUUUAAUUACACCACUGGUGUACAGAAUUUUAACUGGUCUCCUUAAAUACACAUUUAUGGAGAUAAUGUGAAAGGUCUGCAGGAAAUGUACCACAGAAUGUCUUAUCUGUUGUGUGUGGGAUAUAAUUUAGCACAUACUCAAUGUACAUCAUCAGGGUGUCUAAUGGGGGGUUUCUUGCAGUAAUCUGUUGUGUGUGUUUGACUUUAUGUUUGGUGAGUUGGGCACAUAGCUGAAUGAAAUAAUUUGCAUAUCUUAGUUUUUGCCACUUCAUUUCACUGAUGAUUACUGGGUUGUUGGUAUGUUGUAUUUACAGGAA